AUGGAGGCGCCGCGCAGCACCGUGAGCGCCGCGGUCCGCGAGCACCUGCGGCGCCUGUGCCUGCGCGAGUUCCCGUGCGGCGCGGGCAGCUGGAAUAAGUCCCGUUUUCUGCCUCAAACUUGUCGAACCUGGAAGGAGCCGGCCCCCGGGGAGGAGGAGGAGGCCGUGAGCCCCGGGGAGGAGACGGUGGAGGCCCUGCUGGACCUGGCCUGCAGCCCCCAGUCCCCCUGGGCGCUGCCGGAGGGCUCCAGCGCCGAGGACCGGUUCCUGAGGGAGCUGGCCAUCCGCAGCCCCCCGGUGAUCACGGACGGCUUCUUCUUCUCCUACUUCCGGUCCCUGCGGGUGGUGGACAAGGAGGUGGACGAGGUGGACAGGGACCUGCUGCGGUUCCGGAGGCUGGAGGAGCUGGUGCUGAGCGCCAACCGAAUCCGGGAGAUCGACGCCGCCCAUCUGCCCCCGACCCUCAAGGUGCUGGAGCUCUACGGCAACCAGAUGUGCAGCCUGCAGUGCCUGUGCGCGCGCCCGCCCCCCCUGCUGCAGCACCUGGGGCUCGGCCACAACAAGCUGCUGGGCCCCUUGGAAAGUGCCUUCGUCACCUCGAACCACUGGCCCAACCUGGUCUCCCUGGACCUGAGCUUCAACGACCUGACGGGCCUGCAGAGCAUGGUCGCCAGCCUGCGCUCGCUGCCCCGCCUGCGGCUGCUGCUGCUGCAGGGGAACCCGCUGGCGCUGGUGCCCUACUACCGCGGCUUCACCAUCGACAGCCUGGCCCGGCUCUGCGUGCUGGACGACAUCACCGUGUCUCCCAGCGAGAAGCACCAGUUCCGGAGGCUCAGCCACAUCGGGGAGUUCCUGGCGCAGGAGGCGCAGCUGGUGGUGACGAUCGGAAAUGUCGUGGGGCUCCCGGACCCCAGUGUCUCGGACCCGGAGCCCGGGCCGCAGGGCCCUUUCGUCACCUACAGCUACUACGUCACCUACGACUUCGUGGAGGACGAAGGCAGCAAAGGCACCCAGUACGGCAGCAGCGUGCUGGCCGAGGUGAGCGCCUGCGCCCCGACACCCGCGCUGCUGCUUUCACCGUCUCCUCUGCAGAUCGUCAAGCCCUUGUCCUCGGAGCAGCUCGGCGAGGACUUCCUGGAGGAGGUGGACGGCUCGCAGGGCUCUGCGGAGCUGUCCCCGGCGUCCGAGCCGGAAGAGCUGGAAGAGGCGGGCAUGCUGGCAGCCCUGCCCAAGUCCACCAACUCUGCCGAGGAGCUGGCCAAGCUGCGCCCCAAGAUCGAUCCCCGGCUCUUCCCGUCCCCGGGGACGGUCCUCUUCAGCACCGCGCACAGGCCCUGGGCCGAGGCCGUGGCCUUCGGCUACGAGAUGCUCCACGCGCUGGCGGACCUGCGCCGGCUCAAGGCCUUCCUGCUGGCGGGGACCACGGUGACCGUCGUGGAGGAGAAGAUCGUCUCCUGGGCCGCGGCGCCGCCCUCCGACAGCUCCCUGCCCGGCAGGAGGCGGGCCCCGGACAAGGAGAAGCGGGCGAGAGACCAGAAGGGCAGAGACGAGCAGGACAAGAAGGGGGGCCCCGCGAGGGACCGGGCAGGGAAGGAGGAGAAGGAGCGAAAGCUGGUCAAGAAGAAGAAAGAGCUCCCCAAGGACCUGCGCCAGGACCCCCCCGUCCUGCGGGUGCUGGGCAGCAGCCCGGUGGCCCUCGAGCCCCUGCUGGCCGGGGAGCCGCUGGUGGCCGCGCUCUGCGACUUCGGGGUGCUCCACGUCCCGGACACCGAGAAGCCGCCGCUUUUGAGAGACUCAAAGGCGAAGGGCAAGAAGGCCCCGAAAGACAAGAGGCGGUCGUGGGCGCCCGCCCCGCCCGCGCCGCCGCGGCCCGAGCCCCUGACGGUGGAGGUGCAGGUGCAGCUGGGCCAGAGCCGCUCGGCCGAGGAGGCGCUGCGCGCGGUCCCCCUGCUGGGCCCCGACUAA
Molecule: messenger RNA, 1965 nt
Organism: Talpa occidentalis (Iberian mole)
Lineage: Eukaryota; Metazoa; Chordata; Mammalia; Eulipotyphla; Talpidae
Gene: LRRC43
Product: leucine rich repeat containing 43
Exons: 13
Coding region: 1-1965 (654 amino acids)
Source: RefSeq, a predicted model, not a curated record